This is a messenger RNA of Manihot esculenta (cassava), 3305 nucleotides long. Its product is annotated as putative disease resistance protein RGA3. Gene Ontology annotation, biological process: defense response to other organism. The record is from RefSeq and is a predicted model, not a curated record. Lineage: Eukaryota; Viridiplantae; Streptophyta; Magnoliopsida; Malpighiales; Euphorbiaceae. Gene Ontology annotation, molecular function: protein binding; ADP binding. The transcript is spliced from 2 exons. Bases 114 to 2675 code for a protein of 853 amino acids.
UGCUUAUCUGUAAUUUGUUCAUCAAUCAUUAGAGUCUCCCAUUCAUUGAUCACCAUCUCUGCAUAGUCUCUUCUCUUCAUUGAGUUUCUGUCUCAUCUCCAAGAAUCAGAAAAAUGGUAGAAUCUUUUCUCUUUAACGUAGCCGAAAGUGUUCUUGGAAAAUUAGCUUCCCCAGUCCUUGAAGAGAUUAGCUUAGCUUGGAAUGUCAACGACGACCUCGCUAAGCUUAAGAGCACCUUGUCCACUGUGAAAGCUGUCCUCUUGGAUGCCGAGGAGCAACAGGGGAAGAACCAUGAGCUUACCAUCUGGUUAUCGAAGCUCAAAGAGGCCUGUUAUGAUGCAGAAGACAUUGUUGAUGAAUUUGAGUGCGAAGCCUUGCAGAGACAAUCUACUGAUAGUAAGGUACGUCGCUUCUUUUCGAGAUCUAAUAACCCACUUGUAUUCCGCUUCAAGAUUGGUAAUAGAAUGAAAGAAAUUAGAGAGAGGUUAGAUGAGAUUUCUGCUCAAAAGGGUAAAUUUCAUCUCACUGAAAGAUUGGUAGAUGAGCGAGUUGUGUACAGGAGAAGGGAGAUGACUCACUCAUUUGUCCAGGCUUCUGAUGUUAUUGGGAGAGAAUCUGAUAGAGAUAAAAUUAUUGAAUAUUUGUUACAUCAUGGUGAAUUAGAAAAUCUUUCAGUUGUUCCCAUAGUUGGAAUUGGAGGCCAAGGGAAGACAACACUAGCUAAAAUGGUGUACAAUGAUGAAAGGGUUGAUAGAAAUUUUCAAUUAAAGAUGUGGAUCUGUGUGUCUGAAGAUUUUGAUGUUACUAGGUUGGCACAAGAAAUCACUAGUUCUGCUACUGGGAGAAGCUAUCGUGACUUGACAAUGGAUCAAUUGCAGGCACAUUUGAGAAGGAGUUUGGGCGGUAGAAAGUUUUUGCUUGUAUUGGAUGAUGUGUGGAAUGAAAAUCUUGUGAAAUGGGUUGAAUUAAGAGAUUUAUUGGAGGGUUGUGCUGUGGGAAGUAAAAUUAUUGUCACUACAAGAAGUUCAAAAGUUGCUUCUAUUAUGGGCAAUGAGCUUGCAUACAAUUUGCCGGGUCUUCCACACAAGGAUUGCUUGUCUUUAUUUCUGAAAUGGGCAUUUAAUGCAGGACAAGAGAAGCAAUAUCCAAAACUUGUGGACAUUGGGAAUGAGAUUGUGAGGAAAUGUGGAGGUGUUCCUCUAGCAGUGAGGACAUUAGGAAGUUUGCUUUAUGCAUCUACCGAUGAAAGACAUUGGCUAUCCAUAAGAGAUAAUGAGAUAUGGAAAUUGAAACAGGAGGAAAAUGACAUCCUCCCAGUGCUGAAAUUGAGCUAUGAUCAAUUGCCAUCUUACUUGAAACGAUGUUUUGCAUAUUGUUCCCUCUUCCCAAAAGAUUACGUGUUGUAUAGUUUUGAAUUGGUACAAUUUUGGAUGGCUCAUGGGCUUCUUGAUUCACAUGAUGAAGACCAGGAUUUGGAGGACCAUGGGAUGCAGUAUGUGAAAGAAUUAUGGUCAAGAUCAUUUUUGCAGGAUGUUGAGGAUCAUGGUUUCUUUUUCACCUGCAAAAUGCAUGAUCUUGUGCAUGAUCUAGCUAUAUCAGUUGCACAAAGUGAAUGCUCAACUGUAACCUUUCUCACCCAAACUGUUAAUGAAAAAAUUCGUCAUAUUUCUUUUUCGAGUACUGAUUUUCCAGGCCAAGAAAUUCCAAAGUUCUUAACAAAGUUAGACAGGGUGAGAACCAUAUUUUUCCCAGUUAGAGGGAUGGGGCCUGGUAGCGAAAAAUUUAUUGACACCUGCAUAUCAAGAUUCAAAUACUUACGAGUGCUAAAUCUUAGUGAUUCAUGCUUUCAGACAUUGCCAAAUUCAAUUAGUAACUUGAAGCAUUUGAGAUACCUUGACCUUUAUAGAAAUCGACAGAUCAGAAAACUCCCCAAUUCCUUUUGUAAGCUGCAGAAUCUGCAAACCUUAAGACUUGAAGAAUGUGAGAAGCUUGAAGAAAUUCCUAGAGAUAUCAAGAACAUGAGCAACCUCAGAUUUUUGGAGAUAACUACAAAACAGACUUCUUUGCUGGAGAAUAGGAUAGAAUGCCUCAGUUCUCUUCGAUACCUGUCCUUCUUCGAAUGUGGAAAUUUGGAACAUUUGUUUGAAGAUAUGCAGUUCCUCACAUCACUUCGAACAUUGGUGAUAACUUCGUGUGGAAGCUUGACUCGUUUACCCCGCAGUUUAAUGUACCUGUCUGCUUUAGAGACCUUAGUAAUUGGUGACUGUGGAAAGCUGAACUUGGUGGAAAUGGAGUACGACGAAGAUUUCGAGUUGAGGCUUACUUCAUUGGUCAUUGGAGAAUUACCACAGUUGGAGACUUUACCCCAAUGGCUUCAGGGAUGUGCAACAACCUUACAAUACAUAUACAUUGAUGACUGUCCUAACUUCGCAGCAUUACCAGACUGGACACAAAAUCUAACGUCACUUAAACGACUUGAAAUCAUAAGGUGUCCUGAAUUGUUUUCUCUGCCAGAGGAGAUGCACUGCCUCACUGCCUUGAGAGAACUGAAGAUCGGACUUUGCCCUGAACUACGUGAAAGGUGUGAUCCAGAAACUGGAGAUGAUUGGCCUAAGAUAAGUCAUAUUCCUGAGAUUUUUCUCAAUGGCAUCAAGGUGAAAUCAACUACUAACUAGGGUUGCAGCAGUUAUGGAGAUUCAACUGGAAUUGACAGCAAAAUUUUCUACCACCACUAGAAUUCAGGCUCUCGCAUUUCAUGUCACCUUGUUGGCUUGGUGUGUAUUUGCUUAAUCCGAGAAAUAUUGAUCCCUAUACCAAAAAGAAAAAGAAGAAAGAGGGUAUUUGUAAGUGCCUCAACGGAUUUGAGAGCACUUAGUUGAGAUGAGAUGAAAUGGAUCUGAGUACAAAAGAAUUGUAGAUGGUAUGCAUACAUUGAUUUGCAUACUCAUGCAAAAAAAAAUGGAAAAAGUUCUUUAUUUAUAAUUUGAUUCUUUAGGCUUGGGUCUCUGCUCCUAGAACUCAUCCUUGAUUUUGCUGUAAUGCAAUGUUUUAGAAGCUUCCUGUCAUGGAGAUCAAGAAUCCAUCCUUCUGCUUUUACAGAUGCAUGGUCCCAAUUAAUCCAGUUGCAGCAUCGAUGGGGAUAUGAAGAUGCUGCAUGUGAUGCAUGCAACUAACUUAAAUGCUUUUGAUUUGUAUCUUUGGAACAUGUUCCAUCAACCAUACACAACAUGAAAUAAUUUGAAAGUGAAUUAUUAAUUCAAAAGAAAACAACAGCAUCUGCAACUUUUCUUUGUCUUUUCCUUUUA